UCUUCUUCGUGGGUGCUGUCACAACACAGGAAGAGCAGGAGGUCGUGCUGCUUUCGUUUUUUAUUACCGAGUCCAUAAUAACAGGAUUUUUAAUAGGUGGCUGAAUAAAAUACCAGUAAAUAGAGUUAAUGAUCUGCUUGUAAACUCAGAAAGAGAGGGCCACUGGGAGAGAUUCGGAGUCGUAAGGUGCCAUGUCCGCUGGUUGCCCACCGCAGUCUCCAGCUGUGGCUAAAACAGAGGUGGUGCUGGAAGGAUGGUGCCCUCUGUUGGCAGCCACAUUUGCCUACUGGGACAACAUUCUGGGACCCCGCGUCUGGCACAUCUGGGCCCCCAAAGGUCAGGGAUCGAUGUUGCUCAGUGACGGCGAGGUGACGUUCCUGGCAAAUCACACUCUGAACGGCGAGAUUCUUCGCAGUGCCGAGAGUGGUGCCGUGGACGUGAAGUUCUUCGUUUUGGCAGAGAAAGGCGUGAUCAUCGUGUCACUAAUAUUCGAUGGCGAGUUAAAGGGUGACAAGAACACGUGCGCGCUAUCCAUCAUUCUGCCCCAGUCAGAAUUGGAUUUCUACCUUCCGCUGCACAGCGUGUGUGUGGAAAGGCUCAAGCACACUGUUCGCAAAGGACGCAUUUAUAUGCAGAAGGUCUGUAGCCUUAUCUGUGCUUUAAAACUCGUAAAGUUUGGCAUUCUAAAAUCCAUUGAAUAUAUGUGUUAUGUAUUGCAGGGUUACGGCAUUAUUGCUUUAUUAACCUCUGAGAUUGUUCCUAUCAUGGAGCUUCUCUCGUCCAUGAAGACUCACAGCGUACCCGAGGAAGUUGAUAUCAAAGACACUUUACUGAAUGAUGAUGAUAUAGGUGACAGCUGUCAUGAGGACUUUCUCCACAAAGCCAUCAGCUCUCAUCUACAGACUUGUGGCUGCUCCAUAGUUGUUGGCAGUAAUCCAGACAAAGUCAAUAAGAUUGUGCUGACACUAUGUCUGUUUCUCACUCCCGCUGAGAGGAAGUGCUCACGACUGUGCCGAGCUGACGGCACUUUUAAAUACGACACUGGCCUGUUCGUUCAAGGCCUGCUCAAGGACUCCACAGGGAGUGUUGUGUUGCCUUACCGACAGGUCCUCUCUUCUCCCUGUCCAUCUACCCACAUCGACGUGGACAUUAACACAGUAAAGCAGAUGCCUCCCUGCCACGAACACACAUACCAUCAGCGCCGCUACAUGCGGGCCGAGCUCAGCGCCCUUUGGAAGACUACCAGCGAGGAAGAAAUCAGCCCUGACCAGCUCAUCAACAUACAGGAGUCGUUCACUCCUGACUUGAACAUAUUCCAGGAUGUCAUGCACAAGGAUACACUGGUCAAGUCUUUUAUAGAUGAGGUUUUCCUCUUGAAGCCAGGUCUAAACCUUCGAAGUGUAUUUCUGUCCCAUUUUCUCCUAAUACUGCACAGGAAGGCUCUGACGCUGCUCAGAUAUAUCGAGGAUGAGACUCAGAAGGGGAAGAAGCCAUUUCGGUCAUUGCGUAAUCUGAAGACAGACCUCGACUUAAAUGUAGAAGGAGACCUGAACAUCAUCAUGGCAAUGGCAGAGAAGCUGCGGCCAGGCCUUCACUCCUUUGUUUUUGGGAAAUCCUUCGUCACUAGUGUGCAGGAGCGUGAUAUUCUAAUGAACUUUUGACCUUUCACCUUAAAACACUGAAAAUCAUUAAUCCACAAAAUGUCUGGUAUGUAUUCAUGUUCUGAAAGUAUGGUUGUGUAUAAAGAAUCUACUGUACAUGUGCACUGAUUUACUCUGGAGCUUGCUUGAAUCUUUAUUUGUAAAACAUCCUGUGUACUUGUAUUUGUGUGUUGUGCAAUCUAAAUACUGAGAAACUGUCUAUACAAACACCAUGCAGGGCAGGGCCAUCAUCGUGUUUAUCAUGAAUUUAUUUUAACUAUCAAUACUGUGAUGCUGCUACUAAGUGUCGCUGAUGGCACAGCCAUAUUGUGAUGGUUCUUCGGCACAAAGUAAUGACUCGUCAUAAAUAAAUAAACCUUUUCUGACAAGUGAAAUAAUCGAGAGAUCAUGAGAAAAACAUGCAACUUAUUGCAUAUAUGCAUGUACAGUUUGUAUGUUAAAGAAUUUUAGGGCAAACAGACAAAAAAAAGUGUUGAUUAGUUUUGCCACAAUGCCACUAUCUGUAAAAAGAGAGUGAAUAUGAGUUUACGGAAGUUAUUGUACUGAAAUUAUUAUAAUUUUUUUUGGACAAUGUCAUUGAAAAAACAAUCUGUGUUUAAUAUGUCAUUUUUUUAGAUGAAUAAAACUAUAGCGCAAAUAGAG
This is a messenger RNA of Clarias gariepinus (North African catfish), 2303 nucleotides long. It is a transcript of the gene c9orf72, whose product is annotated as C9orf72-SMCR8 complex subunit. The record is from RefSeq and is a predicted model, not a curated record. Lineage: Eukaryota; Metazoa; Chordata; Actinopteri; Siluriformes; Clariidae. Gene Ontology annotation, biological process: autophagy; endocytosis. Gene Ontology annotation, cellular component: autophagosome; endosome. Gene Ontology annotation, molecular function: guanyl-nucleotide exchange factor activity.